CAUGAAACAAAUAUACAGGGUACCAUUCGACAGGAACACAGAGAGGGUGAAAGAACUGCGGUACCAGUAUGUGCAGAGAAUAAUGGCAUUGGAGGGGAUUGAAACACCUCAUCUCCUGGUGUUUGUAGAUGAGGCUGGUUUCAAUCUGGCCAAGAGCCGCAGGCGCGGACGUAACAUCAUUGGCCAGCGGGCCACAGUGGACGUCCCGGGUCAAAGAGGGGGAAAUAUUACAAUGUGUGCAGCCAUUUCUGACAAUGGUGUGGCCACACGUAUUGCAAGCCUGGGCCCGUACAACACUCAGAGGCUCCUCCUCUACCUGGACCGUCUGUAUAUGGAUUUAGUCCCCGAAAAUGAAAGGGGUCUCGAAGCACCCCACCUACCACAGUUUGUCAUUGUGUGGGACAAUGUGAGCUUUCACCGUGACCCACUCAUCAGAGCAUGGUUCAACAGCCAUCCAAGGAUGCGUAAUGUGUUUUUACCACCAUAUUCGCCGUUUCUCAAUCCUAUUGAAGAGUUUUUCUCUGCUUGGAGGUGGAGAGUUUAUGAACGCCACAUUGGGGAUCAGAGGUCUCUCCUCAAUGCGAUGGAUGCUACCUGUGAAGACAUCACAGGCGAUCAGUGUCGGGGUUGGCUAAGACAUUCACGCCGCUUCUUCCCACGCUGCAUCGCAAGGGAGAACAUCCGGUGCGAUGUAGAUGAAAAUCUGUGGCCAAACAGAGAGCAGCGGAUGGAUGGCCAGGAGGAUGAGGAUGGUGACCAGGAGAGGGUGGGGGAAGACGGCAACAGCGACUAG
Messenger RNA from Neoarius graeffei (lesser salmon catfish), 793 nucleotides. RefSeq lists its product as uncharacterized. The transcript is spliced from 2 exons. Lineage: Eukaryota; Metazoa; Chordata; Actinopteri; Siluriformes; Ariidae. Gene Ontology annotation, molecular function: nucleic acid binding. The record is from RefSeq and is a predicted model, not a curated record. The coding region runs from base 2 to 793 and encodes 263 amino acids.